Messenger RNA from Filobasidium floriforme, 996 nucleotides. RefSeq names its product DHS-like NAD/FAD-binding domain-containing protein. Gene Ontology annotation, biological process: regulation of DNA repair; pericentric heterochromatin formation; negative regulation of transcription by RNA polymerase II. The transcript has 5 exons. Gene Ontology annotation, cellular component: mating-type region heterochromatin. NCBI's taxonomy places the organism in Eukaryota, Fungi, Basidiomycota, Tremellomycetes, Filobasidiales, Filobasidiaceae. Gene Ontology annotation, molecular function: NAD+ binding; histone deacetylase activity, NAD-dependent. The annotation marks the transcript as partial. The record is from RefSeq and is a predicted model, not a curated record.
CCGGAUGAUGUGCGGUACGGGUUGGCUAGGACCGCUCAGGCUGUGAGGAGGGCGAGGAGGGUCAUCGUUGUUUGUGGGGCAGGGAUCUCGACCCCCGCUAUACCCGAUUUCAGGUCGUCAACCGGCUUGUUCAAGACGCUCGCCAAGGACCCAUUCGCCAACCUCGGCACGAUCGGCGGGAUCCGAAGCGGGAAAGAUCUCUUCGACGUACGAUGCCUCUCCGACCCGUCCCUCUUGCCGGCUCACCAUUCCCUGCUCAAUACCCUCCAUCGCCUUACCCAGAGUACCGAGCCUACGCUCUUUCACAAAUACAUGAAGACGCUAGACGAGGAGGGGAGGUUAUUGAGGGUCUAUACGCAGAAUAUCGACGGGCUCGAAGCCAAGGUCGGCUUGGAUCUCAGGGCCCCGGGGGAUUACGGCUUCCUGAGAACAACGCCGACCAAGAUGGAGCCUAUACCUGAUGCGAACGCCCGGGCCAACGCCUUGCCCAGAGCUGUACCUCUCCACGGCGUCUUGUCGACUAUGGACUGUACGCGGUGCUCUUACAGUCAGAACUUUGAGUCCUAUUACCCCUUGCCUGCGGAUCUCUUGUCCUGCCCGUCAUGUGAGGAGACGCAAGAGGAACGUCUCGCUGCCAACCAACGCGCCCGGUCUGUCGGUGUGCUUCGUGCGAGCGUCCUGUUGUACAACGAACCUUGCAAGCACGAUACCGCUAUCGGCGAGAUUGUCGAAAAGGACGUCCUCGGCGUACGCAAGGACGAUCGGCCGGACCUCUUGAUCGUCGCUGGUACCACGCUCAAGAUCCCGGGUGUCAUCAAGAUUGUUAAACAGCUUUCGAACGCUGAUGAGGAAGAUACCGAGACCGAGCAAGAAGACGCCGACGAGUUUGAUGUGGAUAAUUUCCCUAUCCGGACCAUCCUCCUCAAUAGGGACGCACCGGGCAAGGCGUGGGAAGACACGUUUGACGUCUGGGUACAAGGCGAUCUGCAGGAUUUC